AUGCGGCACAUUCUCGGGGACGAGCCACAGAUCCGCGAGUCCGGAUUACACACCCUCUUUCCAAGUUUUAAAGACGUUAAAGGCUUGAUUGAGCAAGACUUUGUUCUGAUGUUUGGAGAAGGAGCGUCAGGCAAGCUACUGGAGAAGUGGACUACUGCAUUCAAGAAAAAAGUGAUUCAGCAGUGCAAAAAGCUUCCAACCACCAGUGAUGUUGGAGAACUCCUGCUAGCAGCUGAAUCUCCGUCUGAUGACUCAGAAGAUUGUGUUAAUUUUGUUUGGGACUCUGACCUCUCUUCUAUAAUACUGCUGUUGCAUCUGAUCCCACCUUCUGCCCAAGGCCGAAAGAGACCAGGAAAGGUGUCUGCUUCUCAAGCAGAGAAACAUCUUGUUGUCUUCAAGAAGAGUGGAACAAACAUUGAUGAGCAUCUUCGAAACAUCACUGCUAGUGCUCAGCCCUAUCUCCUGGCUGUGGGACCUCAGAAGAAAUCAGUUCACCAGUUCUACAUCAUCCUCGAUCAGCAUGCCAUUCCAUGCAAGUCAACCUCUUCUCUUGGUGCCUUUGACGAACUGUUUAAGUCACACUUUGUUUUUGGUACCUCCUACAACACUAUGCUACACAACAUGUACACUUUCAUUCAGACCACUGUGUACAACAUAGAUGUUGGCAAAGUGAAAGAGAGUCCUCGUGUUGCUGAAGUCAGAGCAAGGCUGCUUAGCUAGGUCACUUAAGUUUUUCUGCCCACAUGAAGUGUUUUGUUUGUCAAGCUGAUUCAAAUGGUUCAAAAGAGCUUCUUAGGCACCUCAGAUUAGUUCAUGGUUUUGUUCCUGGGAAGAAUCUAAGCCUUAAAUGCAUAGAAGCAGGUUGUGGUUCUGUGUUCGGUACUUUUUCAGGUUUUAGGAAACAUCUGCACACAAAACAUGCUGAGCAAAGCGACGGUGAGCAAAAUUUUGACACUACUGAUAGCCAUGAGACUACCAAGGCAGAUGGACAAAGUAGUUCUGAAGUAUUUGAUCAGAUUGGCAGUGCUGGAGAGGUGGCCGCAACAUCUGUAUUGUUAACAUCAAAUAAGAGCACUUUCAAUAUGUGUGCAUCUGCUGUUGCACAACUAAAAGUUGCUGGAUUAAGU
Messenger RNA from Pimephales promelas (fathead minnow), 1127 nucleotides. RefSeq lists its product as uncharacterized. NCBI's taxonomy places the organism in Eukaryota, Metazoa, Chordata, Actinopteri, Cypriniformes, Leuciscidae. The record is from RefSeq and is a predicted model, not a curated record.